UUUGCCGUUGGAGGCGUUGGCAAAUUCAGUGGGGUUAGGUUGAGCGGUUAUUCUCCGUGUGGAAGUGGAUUGAGAGCAGAUUGACAGGAGGAACCAUUGCUGAUAAUUUUAAGUAAAGCUGCUCAUUGGUCCAGACAGAAGAUGGGGAAGAAGAGUCGCGUGAAGACUCAGAAGUCAGGGGCCACAGCUGCCGUCUCCCCCAAAGAGAUGCUGAACCUCAUCUCCGAACUUCUGCAGAAAUGCAGCAGCGCAGCCCCCUCUGCUGGCAAGGAGUGGGAAGAGUAUGUCCAGAUUCGAACGCUGGUGGAAAAAAUCCGCAAGAAGCAAAAAGGCAUGUCGGUGAUGUUUGAGGGCAACAGAGAGGACUUCUUCUCUGAGCUGAUGACCUGGGCUGCAGACUGCGGGGCCUCCUGUGACGGCUUUGAGAUCUCCAACUUUGCAGACCAGGGCUAUGGGCUCAAAGCCACCAGAGACAUCAAGGCAGAGGAGCUCUUUCUCUGGAUCCCCAGAAAAAUGCUGAUGACUGUGGAGUCAGCCAAGAACUCUGUCCUUGGUCCCCUGUAUGGUCAGGACCGCAUCCUGCAGGCCAUGGGCAACGUGACGCUGGCGCUUCACCUGCUGUGCGAGCGUGCCAACCCAGCGUCGCCCUGGCUGCCCUACAUCCGUGCGCUGCCCGCCGACUACGACACGCCGCUCUACUUUCAGGAGGACGAGGUGCGCCACCUGCUGGCCACGCAGGCCAUCGCCGACGUCCUGAGCCAGUACAAGAACACCGCGCGCCAGUACGCCUACUUCUACAAAGUCAUCCAGACUCAUCCCAAUGCCAGCAAGCUGCCCCUGAAGGAUGCGUUCACCUUCGAUGACUACAGGUGGGCCGUUUCCUCGGUGAUGACCCGACAGAACCAGAUCCCCACGGAGGACGGCAGUCGGGUCACCCUGGCGCUGAUCCCACUCUGGGAUAUGUGCAACCACACCAACGGCCUGAUCACUACUGGCUAUAAUCUGGAGGAUGACCGCUGUGAGUGUGUUGCCCUGCAAGAUUACAAAGAGAAUGAACAGAUCUACAUCUUCUAUGGUACCCGCUCCAACGCAGAGUUCGUCAUCCACAACGGCUUCUUCUUCGAGGACAACGCCCACGACAGGGUGAAGAUCAAGCUGGGGGUCAGCAAGAGCGAGCGGCUCUACGCCAUGAAGGCCGAAGUUCUGGCUCGAGCUGGCAUCCCCUCGUCCAGCAUCUUCGCCCUGCACUGCAGUGACCCACCCAUCUCCGCUCAGCUCCUGGCCUUUCUGCGUGUCUUCUGCAUGACCGAAGAGGAGCUGAAGGACUAUCUGGUGGGCGAGCACGCCAUCAAUAAGAUCUUCACGCUGGGCAACACGGACUUCCCCGUCAGCUGGGAGAAUGAGAUCAAGCUGUGGACCUUUCUGGAGACCCGUGCCUCUCUACUGCUCAAGACCUACAAAACCACCUCCCAGGAGGACCGCGCCAUGCUGGAGAAGCCCGACCUGUCGCUGCACUCGCGCACGGCCAUCAAGCUGCGUCUGGCGGAGAAGGAGAUCCUGGAGCGGGCGGCGGCCAGCGGCCGGGCCAAGAGGCUGCACUUCCAGCAGCGCCUGGACGAGGGCGCCGCGCUGCCCCUCUACGAGGAGAGUGACAUCUCCCUGCUGGAGAACGCCGACGCCAAGCUCCCCAUCAUCCUGCGCAAGCUCGAGGAGGAGGAGGAAGAGGAGGAGGAGGAGGAGGAGAGGAGUGUGGAGAAGGAGCUAAAGAGGGAGCAAGGAGACGCGCCGGUUGCGCCACUCCUCAACGGAGAGCGCAAGGUGGCCGAUAGCCCCGACGGCGCAUCGCAGCCGGAGGGGGAGAAGGAGAGAGGGAUAGAGAAGGAGGAGGAGGAGGAGGAGAGAGGGAUACAGAAGAAAGAGGAGAAGGUGCAGAAGGACUUGCAGGAUCUGGACUUGCAGCAAGAGGACGACUUGAGCGAAAAGAGAACUGGUGAUGUGUCCAAAGAGAACGUAGACUAGAAUCCUCAUGCCUGUAGAUCCGACACACACACAUACACACACACACACACACACACACACACACACGUACACACACAUACACACUCGCGUGC
Molecule: messenger RNA, 2111 nt
Organism: Alosa alosa (allis shad)
Lineage: Eukaryota; Metazoa; Chordata; Actinopteri; Clupeiformes; Clupeidae
Gene: setd3
Product: SET domain containing 3, actin histidine methyltransferase
Exons: 13
Coding region: 142-2019 (625 amino acids)
Biological process (GO): peptidyl-lysine dimethylation; positive regulation of transcription by RNA polymerase II; peptidyl-lysine trimethylation
Molecular function (GO): histone H3K4 methyltransferase activity; histone H3K36 methyltransferase activity; transcription coactivator activity
Source: RefSeq, a predicted model, not a curated record